This is a messenger RNA of Staurois parvus, 312 nucleotides long. NCBI's taxonomy places the organism in Eukaryota, Metazoa, Chordata, Amphibia, Anura, Ranidae. The record is from the annotation of a GenBank genome assembly.
AAGCAAUCAUGUCUCCUUCUCUCUGGCUGCAUUCUUGCAGCCAUUGAGAACUACUGUGUGAGCCGUGAUUGGUCACAGCUUGUCACAUGGUACAAGGCUGUUGUGAAUAGCCUUGUACCAUGUGACCUCUGUGAUCAUUCACAGAUUUCACAUGUAGUAAACAAUGAUGUCAGAAGCGACAUCUUGCUUACUACUCUGCAUGUGAUCACUGACUGGCUAGUCAGUGAUCACAUGAUCAGGACCUCGCACAGAGGUCCCUUACAACGGCUCCCAGGGAGCGCGCACAGUCCAGAAUGGUGGGCAGCAUUUAUG